Molecule: messenger RNA, 4565 nt
Organism: Pecten maximus
Lineage: Eukaryota; Metazoa; Mollusca; Bivalvia; Pectinida; Pectinidae
Product: SPRY domain-containing protein 7-like
Molecular function (GO): protein binding
Source: RefSeq, a predicted model, not a curated record
UAGCGUCGAAUGCUAAACUUCCGGUUUACCAGCGAAAUGAGCUGGACAUCUUUCUACUGUCCGUGUUUUUGUUGUGGGAACAGGACCAAUCGUUCCGGCCAUGUUCAACUCAAAGAAAUUCCCACCGUGAAACUGGACAUGACGAAUAUGGGAAAUGAUGUUGUGAUUGUGAAAAGUGGGAAGCGAAUCUGUGGGACAGGAUCGGCCUUAUCAAAUGCUCCAAUCGCACAAGACAAGGCCUACUUUGAGAUCAAAUUGCAGAGUACAGGUGUAUGGGGUGUUGGUCUAGCUACCAAGCUAUGUCAAAUGAAUACGGUGCCCCUGGGUAACAACAAGGAAUCCUGGGUAAUGAGACACGACGGUGUUCUGUACCAUAACAACGAAGAGAAAGGCAAGCUCCCUGAGGUACCACAGGAAGGGGAUAUUCUGGGUUUGUCUUAUGACCAUGUGGAAUUGAAUUUCUUUCUCAACGGUAAAGCCCUCAACAACCCUCUGAUGGGAAUCAAAGGAACAGUGUUCCCUGUUUUCUAUGUGGAUGAAGGUGCUGUGAUUGACGUCCAAUUCGACAGAUUUUACCACCAGCCUCCCGAUGGCUUUGACAGUAUUAUGAUUGAACAGUCACUAUUAUAGCACAAAAUUAUACGACACACCCGAUCCGCUGCAUUUCCUACUGUAGACACCAGAGGGCAGCCUAUGUCCGUAAUCCUCUGUACCAACAGAGGAAAAGUUACAGUGUAUAUAUUAUAUGGACAUUGGUUUGGGAAGUUGUGCCAAGCCCCCGUGCUGUAUUUUAUUAUUUCAUUACAUACAAACUGGACAGUAAUAUCUUCCCCAGAUGGAGCCAGUUCCACUGUUGUUAUUUUAAAGACUGAAUAUAGUCUGACCUUAAAACGAUGGAGGGGAAAUUGAGGGAGAUAUCAAGGAAAUUGAUUUUGUAGCCCAUGUCUGUAGAGGCCUAUGGAUCUUUAUACAAAUAUAUACAGGAUGUGGGAGGGGUGACAAUUAGCUAGGGAGAUAUCUAUAAAAUCGGUUUUGUACCUGUCUAUAGAGGCCAGUGGUCUUUAAAAACAAGAAGUGCAAAGGAAUGAGGGAGGUAUCUUUGUAUUUGGUUUUGUAACUUGUCUACAAAGGCCAGUGGUUUUUAUUAACAGGAAGUGGGAAGGAAUGAGGGAGGUAUCUUUGAAAUUGGUUUUGUAACCUGUCUAAAGAGGCCGGUGGUCUUUAUAAACAGGAAGUGGGAAGGAAUGAGGAAGGUAUCUUUGAAAUUGGUUUUGUAACCUGUCUAAAGAGGCCGGUGGUCUUUAUAAACAGGAAAUGUGAAGGAAUGAGGGAGGUAUCUUUGUAUUUGGUUUUGUACCUGUCCAUAGAGGCCAGUGGUCUUUAUAAACAGGAAGUGGGAAGGAAUGAGGGAGGUAUCUUUGUAUUUGGUUUUGUACCUGUCUAUAGAGGCCAGUGGUCUUUAUAAACAGGAAGUGGGCGGGAGACAAUGAGGGAAAUAUCUAUGAAAUUUGUUUUCUAAACUGUUUAUAAGACAGAAUAUAUCUUGGCCUUUAUACACAGUUUAUCAUGUCAUGACAUGUUCAUAAGGCCAGAGAGAAUUUCAAUUUGCCUUCGUAGACAGACCUACACUCCUUUAUCUCUGAGAUGGAAGAUUAAUUAUAUCCAAAUGUACCUUGUUUAUAAAGGCUUGAGAUAAUUUAGCUCAAAAAAGAAGAUUAAACAUGAGAAUAACCUGUCUGUAAUGGCUAGAGAAAUUGGCUUUUGUAUUAAAAAAUGUACACCUGUGUGUUGGAGACAGAAGAUUAUAAUUAUUUCCUAUAUAUUUAAUCUAUCUAUAAAAGUCGGAGAGAACUUCAACUUUGUGAACGGCAAACAAAUAUAAUUUUUAGCUGUCUAUGAAGGCCAGCAGGGACAGAGAUUGAUGUGAAUACCUGCAGUGAAAGACUGAUGUAUGUAUACAACAUGACUGUAACUUGUCUAAAAAGGCCAGAGAAUAGUGGACCUUCGUAAGAAGUGUAUCCAACCUACAUGAAAAGAAAUAUUAUUAUUAUUGACUGUAUGGGGCCUGACCAUUGCAUAACUGGUAUUGUAGUAAGGCUAGACAAAAGUAAUUGUGUAGUUAAGGCUAGACUAAAGUAAUUGUUAUGUUUCAAGUCUGAUGAUAGUGGUACAGAAUACAUUAAAUUUACGUUGAUAAUGUAUAAAUGAAUUAAUAUUUUUUUCUAUUCCACUGUUUUUUGGUGUUUUUUUUAGAGGGGUUUAUCAUUAAGAGAAGUUUAUAGUCAAAUUUGAGAGGCUGAUAAAAGCUGAAAUUUUAUUCCAUUUCAUAUAUUUCACUUGUUUUGUCAUAGAUUUUUGCUAGAUAUUCAAAAAUGAAUUCACUUCCAACAUCACAUCACAUAAAGUAAAAUAAAAAAAAUCUCCAUAUAGUUUUUACUGAUAUGUUUUUAUAAAUUAAGAUGUUGAUAAAUGUAAUUAACUUCCCUGUGAAGCACUACUUUAUCACAUGACUAUCACAUGACUGUCACAUGAGUGUCACAUGACUACUGCUGUGUUAUAUUUUUUUUUGUAAGAUUUAGUCGUAAUCGGAAAAUGAUAAUAAUAUUUUUAAUAAGUAUUGUUUGUAAAUCCUGAAAAGUGUUGACUUUACUCUGUACCAGACAAUUUUAAUUAAUGAGAGGAAUAUUCAUGUCCGGAAUAACUUUUAUAUCCAGGUCAACUCACCUGUUCAUUGUUCGGUCAUAUCAAGUACAGCUUACUCAGUCAUCCGGAACUCCUUGGGUUUUUAUAGCCACCGAGGAUGAUCCGAAUGCUUACUCAGUCAGACGUCACGAAUGACGCUCUCCAAAUGAUUGAUGUACAUAUCUUUUGUAAAUGAGUACAGGAAGUUUAGAAUGUCGGGUAAAUUCAACAUGAUAUUCUGGCCUGAAUGUUUUAUAAUUAUUUUGUGUUCGGAUUUACUUUAAAUGAGAUUUACAAAUCUCCUUUGAAGAGCCUUGCUAAACUGAAAUCUCCAAAAUGGUUUUGUAUAUGUAACCUAUGUACCAUAUAUAUAAAUAUGCUAGUGCAAUAUUUUAAUAAAUUAUGUUUGUGUAUAAAUGUAUGUGGAUUUUAAGUUCCUGUAAAUAUAUCUUCUGAAGCCAAGAGUUUUACUAAAGUUACCUUCACUUUCUUCAAGUUUUCUGACUUUAACAUAAAAGUAGAAAUGUCAUUUGUUUUAUCCACAAGUACUCACCUUAUAUAUAUUAAUAUAUACUUGGUGUGUUGACAUUCGAGUACAAGUGGUUUCACAGAUUUUUGCUUUCAGUAUUCAUUGUCUUUAAAGACAUACACAAUUUAAACUGAUGAUAUUUUUUGCUUACAUGACGUAUCACCAUUUAAAUAAAAAUUUCAACUAAUUUUCUGUAUGUGCUGAAAUCAAAUAUUAUUUUGUCACUGUUUCAGAUGAAGUCUACUGACACUUUUUAAUUCAUAUCUGUUUGAAGUUUUUACAGGGAUGCUAUUAAUAUGUGUUAUAUAUCUAACGUAAUUUUUUACAACCAUUCCUAUGAACAUCUUACCAGCAUUAGGAAUGGGCGGAAAGGCAUAUACACACAUAUUUGACCUUAGUAACAUAACUAAUAAAUAAUCACAACAUUUUAUCUUGAAAGUAUUUCAUUAUCAAUAUAUCAUAUGGAAAUAUAACGGCCAAAUGCUAGGCAUGCAGUCGAUGAAAAAUGUCCAAUUGAUAUAGCUUAAUAUCUUCAUGAAAUAUAUCAGUUGAAUAUUAGAGUAUUCACAUGAGCAGAACAGCCUGCAUUAGGUAGAUUAAUAGGUCACACACGAUUUAUAUAUCUUUGAACUUUAUGUGGGUGUGUCAACUUUUAUUUUUCAAAUGUUCUGUAUUUCUUAGCGUUCGAGGUUAUUAUUUUUAGGACAAAUAUAUAUGAUCAGAUAUCAUUCAUGAAAGAUGGCUCAAAAGGUCUUUAAUAAAUAUCACCUCCGCCAGAAAUGAUUGUCGGUACAUGUGUUUUGCAAGCGUUUUUGCUUGUUGAUCAUUUCUGCAUUCGACUGACCUCAGCUAAUUCUGGUACCUGUCAUUUGAUGUUGGUACGGAGUUUGCCGAAAUAUGACAAGUGAUCUGUUUAAUCGCAAAAUCUCGGGAGAAUGAGUUGAUUUCCAAUGAUUGUCGGAGAAAAAACUCGAGAAGGUACUAUUGUAAUUCUGAUAUAUGCAAGAGUUACUUCCCUUCAUCUGGCUCUCUUAUCAUGAUAAAUUGUGUUCGCCCUCGGGCGUUCUUUCUAAUAAGUUAUAUAUGUAUAACCUGAUAAACUGAUGAUAAACAUGGGGAUAUAUUAUUACCUAAAGUUAUACAUCCUAUUGUGUUUGUAUAUUACUUUAUCUUUAUAUUAUGAAAUAUAACAGCUUUAUAUUGUGUAUUGACAAGAAAAUUUAAGGAAAUCGUGUUUCGACGUCAGAAUAUUCUCAUGUGGGAGACUGUUUCUGGUGGAACUCUUUUUUCAAAGAAUCAAAAAUGUUAUUUUUUCAAAUGACAAAAUGGUUGUAAUUAAAGAAAUGGUACAGUU